Molecule: messenger RNA, 3398 nt
Organism: Dicentrarchus labrax (European seabass)
Lineage: Eukaryota; Metazoa; Chordata; Actinopteri; Moronidae
Product: serine/threonine-protein kinase pim-3-like
Exons: 6
Coding region: 58-1206 (382 amino acids)
Biological process (GO): regulation of mitotic cell cycle; protein autophosphorylation; negative regulation of apoptotic process
Cellular component (GO): cytoplasm
Molecular function (GO): protein serine/threonine kinase activity; ATP binding
Source: RefSeq, a predicted model, not a curated record
UUUGCAGAGAUUGGCAGCGGCGCAGUGAGAGGCCGGCAGACUGGCGGGCUUCUGUGGAUGCGGCUUCUUAUUUUACUUUUCCUCUGUGUAAACGAAAGGACUAUCGAUGGAUUUUCGUCGUGUUUCCGUUUUAUUUCACCCGUGAAAAGGGCACUGGACUCCGCUGUUAUCUGGGAUUUAUUAGGCGAAUAUUUCCCGGGUGUGUUUAUAUUUUGUGGGAGCAGCAUGCUGCUCUCUAAGCUGGGCUCCUUCUCUCACAUCUCGUCCAGCAUGGAUCUGCCGGCGAAACUCCAGUUGCAGCAAGCCAAAGCCGAGAAGCAGCCUUUUGAGAAGCUGUACCGGCUGGGUUCGGUGGUCGGCAGCGGGGGAUUCGGUACAGUCUACUCGGCCGUCCGCCUCGCCGACGGGCUGCCGGUGGCGGUGAAGCAUGUGUGCAGGGACAGAGUGACCGAGUGGGGCUCUCUGUGCGGCGCAGUGGUUCCUCUGGAGAUCGUGCUCUUGAAGAAGGUGGGUGGGGUAUUUGGCGGUGUGGUGCGACUGUUGGACUGGUGGGAACGGCCAGACGGCUGGCUGAUGGUAAUGGAGCGUCCCGAGCCGGGGCAGGACCUGUUUGAUUACAUCACGGAGCGUGGUGCACUGGACGAGGCGGCGGCGCGUGACUUCUUCCUGCAGGUGCUUGAGGCUGUGCGUCAUUGCUACGUCUGCGGCGUCGUCCACCGAGACAUCAAGGACGAGAACCUGCUGGUGGACCUGAGGACCGGACAGAUCAAACUCAUCGACUUUGGGUCAGGGGCCCUUCUCAAAGACACCGCCUACACUGAGUUCGAUGGUACGCGGGUGUAUAGUCCUCCGGAGUGGAUCCGGUUCCGCCGGUACCACGGCCGCUCAGCCACCGUCUGGUCCCUCGGCGUGCUGCUGUAUGACAUGGUGUGUGGCGACAUCCCCUUCGAACAGGACGAGGAGAUCCUGAGAGGGCGGGUCUACUUCAGACGAAAAAUCUCCUCAGAUUGCGAGCAUCUGAUUGGCUGGUGUCUGAGCCUGAAGCCGUCUGACCGGCCAACCCUGGAGCAGAUCCUACUCCACCCCUGGGUGACGGGCGGCAGCGGACAGCAGACAGACAACGGUGGCAUCACACUCCAUGCCAUCACAGCAGACUCUUCCUCCUCCUCAUCCGCAUCUUCCUCCUCUAGUCAGCAGAGCCUCUGAUUGGUCCGCUGGAAGUCAGGGGGCGUAGCAAGGACUUGAUUGACAGCUAGCUGUCCUCUGGCGGUGUUAUAAUUGUGAUUGUGGCGUUGUCACUCAGAAGUGCUGGAGUGAGUGGCAGGUCACCAUUCAGGAUGAGGUUGACUCUGUGCUGCUCCACAGCGCCCCCUCCUGUUCCCAGAUGGUGGAGUAGCUCUCAUGGAGCCUCAACACCUGCGUUGUUCUCCGUCUGGUGUUCCUGUUUCAGAGUGCCUUGAGUUUGAAAGCUGCUGUGGGCAGAGCAUCGCCACGGUAACCCAACUACACAUCAGGAGUGGAGGUGUGGAUAGUUCUUCAGAGGUUUCUUUAGUGAAGUUCUAACCCAAAGAAUCCUUGUAGUUAAAUCACAGAGGAACCCAGCCAGGUUCUUUUCCAAAAACAUGUCUUUUAGUAUCAGUGACAUGUUAUAAUCGUCUGUAGGGCUGCAACUAACUAUUAUUUUCAUUUUUGAUCAGUUUCCCAUUUAUUGUUUAUUCAUUGUUUAGUGAAUGAUAAGGAAGUGCCCUUUUAAAGGCCACAAUAAAAAGAUCUCAUAAUUGCUGAUCAGUGGUGGUAUGAUAACUAUGGUUGUCAUGGUUAUCAGUCAUCGCUGUUGAGAAGACAGAGGCACAAUAGUGCUGCCUGAUUUAAUUUGCUUUUAUUUUCUCCUCUGUUUGAGACACUGGGAGUUGUAAAUGUCACUGAGUAAUGUGGAUGGUAUUAUUACUAUGUCAACAUUGCAAAGGCAUCCAAAGACCUUGGCAUUGUGUUCUUGGGACUGUUCCUUUAGGAGCAGCGUAGCCAGUACAUAAUGCAUCAAAGCUGGCUUUCACCGAAUUCUGUGAGCCAUCAGAUUCUAUGACCUGAAUAGAAAUUUCUGCUGUAAACAUAAUCAUACUUUUAUUUUGAUAGGUACUUUAGGCCUAUUGACAAAAAUGUUUUCCCACAUAGUAUUCUGACAUUUUGAUAGUACCAAAAAUGGUCACCCUACAUAUUCGGAUGUUACAUACGAAACUAUUGUAUGGUGGCGUCUUUACACGUCUGAUUUCUGUUUGACCAACAGUCUAUAUUCAGUUUACAGCGACACAAGACAGAGAAAAGCAGUUUUUUGAUUGAAAGAUAACUUAACAUAAUAACAUAUUAAACAACAUUUUAAAGAGUAACUAAACCCCCAUAAGACAUAAAACUUGUGUAAAUGGGUAUUUAGUACUGUUGUUGGUUGAUUCAGGUCCAGUUCUUGCCAUUUUAGUGUAUUGUAUUUGAAUCCUGCGUUCUGUGCUAUAAAUAAGCAUAGUGAGUGAGAGGAGUUUAGUUACACUUUAUAGAAUGUUUUCCUGUACUUUGAGGAAACAAACUCCACAUGGAAACACAUCCCACAUGCCCUUUGAUGUCAGCAAAGGUUCCUCAUCUGCUGACAUGGUGGGAUACUUGAAACUUGACAAACGCGCACACACACACACCUCUGGAGAACUGGAACCGGUUCAGGACACCAGACUGGAGUCUCAGUUCUGAUACCAAAACGUGACUAGUUGAUACUUUACUCUGCUGAGUAUAAACGCUUUCUUUUACAGCAAACAAACCUGUCACAUCCUUUGUGUUUACUUUUGUCUCAACACAAACUGAACAAAACUAUGAUUUAAAUCAGGAAAUGUAUGCUUUAAGAAGUAAGUCUGUCCUUGCUGGUGCGAUAUUUGAGUUUCUGUAUUAAUGCCACGAUGAUUAAUGACAUACAUUGUUUUCAAUACAACAGUUGUUUUUGCAAUUAGUCAGUUAUCACACAGCACUGAGGUACAGUCAGUCCUGCCUCAAUCCCCGAGUGUAUAAUGCACAGUCAAUGCAAUGUUUAGUUUUGUAUAUUGAACAGGUGUGUGUGUAUAUGUAAAUUAUUUUGUUUUAUUUAUUUAGUAAAGAGACAUUCCACAUCCUGUGGUUAUUUAUUUAGGUUGUCUCCUGUCUAACUUGUCUAAAAUGGUUUUGUCUUUUGUAAGAAUAUUUUUUUGGGGGGUGGGGUUAGGGUAUCAUCAGGUUUAGGAUUGAGUUUUCUCACAUCAGGUUUAAGAGUUAUAACUGUUUUUUUCAUUCCAUUUGUUUUUGGUUUCAAAAUAUAAAAUUCUGAGCAGAAAAUAAAUAUUUUUUCACAAUUUUUUUUCAGAUUAAACCUUUUGUAUAUAAACUGA